AUGCCUCUUUGGGGUACAUCUCAUGCUACAAAGCUGAAACGACAAAUGAACAAAAGCGCGAUGAAGCCUUCUAUAUCGUCAGAUACAGAAGAUAAAGAGAACCAAAACAUCGACCCAGUAAAGCCAAAUCAGGAAGUAUCGUUGAUGGAAAUCCUAAAAGACGUGAGAUCCUCUUUGGAGGAGCUGAAAACUCACGAUGUCGAAAGAGCUGAAGAGAUACGUUCAAUUCGCCGUUUGGUAGAUGAUAGAGGAAAGGAAAUGGAUAAAUUGAGGGGCAUUGUUGCUGAUUUUUUCGCCAAAGACUGCCCUCCAUCUAUAGACUCUCUCUCCCACUCGUUAUCAGAGAAGAAGAAAGAUGAGCAAAAGAAAUCACCUCCAAGAAAAGCUGCAGAUCCCAAAAAUAAGUCUCCCCUAUCUCCUGAUUAUCGUCGAUGUAGUCCCUCAAAUAAAGAUUUGGGAAACAAG
Messenger RNA from Strongylus vulgaris, 465 nucleotides. The record is from the annotation of a GenBank genome assembly. NCBI's taxonomy places the organism in Eukaryota, Metazoa, Nematoda, Chromadorea, Rhabditida, Strongylidae.